AUGCAAAGCCCUGACCCUCUCCUUGACAUUGGCUACUACACCUCGCACUCGACUUGUGCCGCCGGCUCGACGACGCCCGACUUGACGCGUGCUGCCGCAGAGGCUGCCAUUGAGGCUGCCGCCGUCAACCCAACGUCCCCUUCGUCUCCGUCCCAUCAAUCGCCCCCGACGUGCAAGUUGGCCGAGACGAGUGCCAUCGCCAGAGAUGGAGUGAUUGCGGGCAAGUUUGCAUCAGCAGAAGCGGAAGAAGAGGUAGGCCCUGCCGACAGUUCGAUUGGGCAUGCACCUACUAGCAUGGCUCAACGCCGCUCCAGCUACCCCUUCUCUUCGGCCUCGGACCUGUCGAGCAGGGGCCAGCGCGAGUGGCAGAGCCCAGAGGGGAAAUACCCUGGCGACGAAGCCUUCACUGCUCACCAGACGGCAGCACCACCGGCAGCCGGCUUGUCGCCUCCAGGUGCGGCGUGGGGUGACACGGCUUCUACAGUUCUGGCUACUUCACAGCAGCAGCUCAAUGAAUACCGCGCCAGGCUGGCCCGGGACCUGGAGAUCCGCGAGCUUUCCAUAAAAGGUCUUCUCAUGACGCAGCCGGAAAAGCCUCGAGUUUCUCCCAUCUGGGAAGAAGGAACUGGCGCCUCUUGUUCCCCAAUGCUCACGGCUGCUCUCACCACCACCUCGACCGAGUCUGGCAACACGGUCCGCGGCGGCACGACCACGACAGCAGUCGCGCAAACGCCCUCGUAUCCUUUUCCCCGAAUGGCCGGAUUUCCUCCUCAUCAAAAGACGAAACCAGUCUCCCACGACCAGCCCGCUGUGAGUGCCUCGCCACGGCAACGAUUCCAAUCGCCGGUCCAACACCACGCCUCGCUGGACAAGGUCUUAUCACAGUCAUCUACGCCGGCGUCCAGCUUUACGUUUGAGCCGCCAGCACCCGCCUCUGAGAUUCCUCAUGGUUUCGAUUUCCCCUCCCCCAACCUCUACGAUUUGUCUCUAAUGCUGUCUGCUGAGCCGGGGCUAGAUGCGUGGUGGAAUACAGUCGUGCAGAUUAUGAGGGACAUUUACAAAGCCGAGCGAGUGACACUGGCCGUUCCUGCCGACACGACCGAUAUUGAAAAUGUUCCCUGGGGUCAAAAGGCCACGUACAACGAGCACCAAGAGGACGAGCUCAGCCUCGGCUACCUGGCAAGGGCAAAUAGUGCUUCUGACGGGGCAGUUGCCCUUGACGAUAAAACCGCGGACUCUCCCGCUACAACGCUCACGCUCCCCCGGCCCGGAUUGCGAAGCCGCCACUCGUUUACUGCCUUUGAGGAAAACAAACUCGAUUCGUCGAAUCAAAGUUCAACGACGCCGCCGAAAAGACCGGCCACUUUAUCGCGAAGCAAGACGCAGUAUCCAUCAUCACGGGUCGUGGCAGAGCUUCAUGAGGACUACACCAAGUUGAACAAGGACGCCCUAGAUGAGCAUGACGCCACGGCUGCGGCACGGCAGGCAAUUCCUAGCUGGGAAGCUCCAUUCAUGGCCCGCUACGAGGGCCAGGGUCAGAUUCUGCCCGUUCUGCAAGCCCUGGAUUAUGAAGCCGACCCUUUAAUCGACCAUGCCGGUGUUAUGCGAGUGCUUGAGCGCGGUCGGCCUGUAGCUCUGACUCGAACAUACCCCUACCUUCCCAGAAUCACGCCCGAGCCCAAGCCGGCCAGUGAACCAAGAUCAAGCUUCAAAGCGAGCAGUGCAGACCCCAAAAGACCAAAGAGGCCGCGUACCGAGUCUGCGUCAAAGUUGUCGACGAUUUUUGCAGGAACGACACAAGUCAGGAGCAACAGUCAUGCUGGCGAGAAGCUCAAGGCAACCACCAUGUCAUCAUCCCUGGAUGACCACGACCAUAGGCCACCUACUCCAAAGUACGAAGAGUACGAACAAGCGCCGCCGUCUCCGUGGUCACAAUCUCCAGCUCCAUCUCCCGCGGUUCGCGCCGACCCCAAGGAGAACCCCUUCUUCACAGACGCCAUGGUCGAUGAAGACUCUUUUAACCCUGGCUCACCUCCCACAAGUUACACGGGGAUGCGCCCGCCAGAAGCGAUUGGCGUCGACAAUUCGUGGACUGUCCUUCACAUACCCUUGACCCACGUUCUUCUCUCCAAGCCGACGAGGUCAUUCAAGCUUGAUACGACGGUGCUCGAACAAAAGACCCAUUUGCGAAGCAGGGACGAGCAACACGUGAACGCCGAAGCCGACCAAGCCUCCCCUAGACAAGCAAAGCGGAAUCGGUCAGCCCCCAUUGCCAUCGUCUCCAUCCUCAGCCCCGUUAUACCGUACCCUUCCAACCUGAGGAAUUCCCUAGAACACCUGGCGCCGCACAUGGCCACCUCUUUCUCUCUUUGUCGGCAUUAUAGCAACCUCGAAACUGAAUUGGCCGGCAUUCGACGACGACGGCCUUCAACAACUGGCUUUGGAGCCGUUGCGCCGUUCGGAAGCCACGUUGACGGUGGUGCGUUCGCCGCCCAAGGACAGGCUCUUGUUCAUCAAAACUGCCUCGGGGGUAGUAUCACCAGCCCGAGCGACUACUCGGCCCUCUCGAAGAGCACGACGGCCUCGCCAUUGGUUACCCCCGGGUGGGAACACGGCUCGCUCAAUCACCUCGUGGAUCGGCGGCAGCCUCUCGCGAGUCCUUCAUCAAGCUCUCAAGCCCUAGAGAGCUAUUUUGCAACCAAACAAAGACUAGUACUAAAGGAGGCAUCAACGUCGGCGACGCAACGACCGCGAACGGCCUCCAAGGACGGCUCUCCCGGUGAAAAGAGGAAUCUGUCACUUGUUAGUGUUAGAUUUGGAAACGAGACGGUCUCUAGCCUCGACCAGCAAGUGACGGAAAGAAGCGAUUUCGAUGCCCAAGUCUCCACGACGAAGCACCAAAAGGGGGAGGAGGCGGAGGCGGAGGCGGAGGAGACUGCCCUGAGCAGUAACGGGAAUGACGGCGGCGCUUCCGAAUCGACGAGCGACAGGGCCGAAGAUGGUGGCAGAGCUGUCCUCAACAACAUCAACCACCACCGUCACGCGACUCAUCAUGGCCACAGCGUGCUGCAUAGCUACGGUGCCGACUUUUCCUCCACCUUCCAAUCGCUUCCUCCGAGCUCCAGUCUGUCGGCCAGACUGCCCCCAGCCCCGUCCGCACCACCGCGCAGCGGCUCGAUGACGUCCAUGGUCGGGGACAUGCCGCCGCCAUCCGACAGGUUAAAGGGUCUCAUAUUAGACUCGCUGCCUGCCCAUGUCUUUGUGUCGUUGCCCCAAACCGGGGAGACUGUGUGGGUGAAUAGCCGCUUCCUGUCAUAUCGUGGGCAGACGGUGGCAGAUUUGUCGGCUGAUCCGUGGGGGAGCAUCCAUCCCGAAGACCGAGAGGGCUAUCUCAAGGCCUGGGGCCACUCACUUCGGACGGGCGAGCAGUUCUCGAGAUCCGUCCGCAUCAAGAGAUUUGAUGGUGCAUAUCGCUGGUUCUAUGCCCGUGCUGUUGCGUCAAAGGACAAGAGAGGAGUCAUCAUGCAAUUCCUGGGCUCGUACAUGGACAUUCACGACCAGCACAUUGCUGAAUUAAAGGCGGCUCGACAAGAAGAAAUUGAGGCAUCCGAGGCGAAACACCGGCUGCUCGCAAACCUCAUCCCGCAAAUCAUCUUUACUGCCACCGAGGAUGACGCCAUCACUUUUGCCAAUGAUCAGUGGCUUUCCUACACUGGGCAGAGGUUCGAGGACUCACUCGGUCUUGGAUUCAUGAACCAUGUGCACCCUGACGAUCUCGCCCGGUGCCGCAUUCCAAUCGAGCGCGGAGGCAAGCCCUCGAAUGACGCACAAUCCUCCCCGGAGGAAAAGGGCCACAGCGGAGCGUCGUCGUCAGGCACCCAGACCACGCCAUCGGCGCGUAAUGUGCAGCAGCCGGCUGUUGGAAAGCUGGGGCCACGGAACACGCAGCCUGCGCUGUCAAGAGCGAGCAGUUCCGGCUCCGAGUCCGUCUACUCCCUCCCGUCCGCCGAGCUGACAGAGCUAGCACGAAAGGGCAUAAUCAAAGUGACGACAGACACAAGCGGCCGGUUGUCAUACACCACCGAGGUCCGGCUUCGAUCCAAGACGGGCGAGUACCGAUGGCACCUCAUUCGUUGCGUCGAAAUCGAUACGCUUGAUUUCGGACGGGGAGCCAGCUCGUACUUUGGCUCUGCUACCGACAUCAACGACCAUAAGCUCCUCGAGGCCAAACUCAAGGAAGCCAUGGAAUCCAAAGGCCGGUUUUUGAGCAACAUGUCCCACGAGAUUCGAACACCACUCAUCGGCAUCUCGGGCAUGGUAAGCUUUCUGCAGGACACGACGCUCAACGAGGAGCAGAGAGACUACACCAACACAAUCCAGACCAGCGCCAACAGCUUGAUUAUGAUUAUCAAUGACAUUUUGGACCUGUCCAAGGUGGAUGCCGGCAUGAUGAAACUAAAGCACGAGUGGUUUCACACGCGGUCUCUGAUUGAAGAUGUGAAUGAACUCGUAUCAACCAUGGCCAUUGCGAAGCGCCUCGAGCUGAACUACCUGGUGGAAGCAGAUGUGCCCGCAUGGGUAAAGGGCGACAAGGUUCGGAUCCGCCAAGUCUUGCUCAACGUGAUUGGAAACGCAAUCAAGUUCACGGCCGAAGGCGAAGUGUUUAGUCGAUGCAGAGUGUACACCGAAGAGGACCCGGCAGCAGCCUGCAACGACCAUGAAAUCAUGCUUCAGUUUGCCAUUACUGAUACCGGCAGGGGCUUCACAAAGGAGGAGGCUGAGCUCAUCUUCAAGCCUUUCAGUCAAAUAGACGGAAGCAGCACUAGGCAACACGGGGGAAGCGGCCUGGGACUGGUAAUUUCUCGACAGCUCGUCGAGCUCCAUGGCGGCAAGAUGGAGGGCACAGCCAUACCCGGCAAAGGGUCGACGUUUACAUUCACUGCUCGGUUCACCUUGCCGUCAUCCCAAGACCAUCCCAACAUUCCCAUCAGUCCAGGAUCAACCGCCUCGGCCGGAUCAAGACAAGAAUCAUCCGAAAAUGCGAACCGGUCAAGCAAAGGGCUCCCCCCCCCGACGGAGCAGUUGCGGGACAGUGGGAGCCCAGAGGACGGGGCGAGCGCCAAGGAGACAUCAAUGGCGGAUGCAGCGUCUAGCGCUGUGUCUGCAAGCACGAGCGGUGUCCCGGAACCUGGGAGCGACAGCCCCCCGGGAUAUCUCAGAAGGUUGCCCUCGGGCGCAUCUGGCCGUUCCGGUCUGACUCGGUUUAGCGAGGCAGCCAAGGCCAGCGGACAGGACCUGUCUCAGAUCAAGCUGGAAAUGCCCGCGGACAGAGGGUCGCCGUCGAGACGGACAGCGUCAGAGCCCGGCAGCCCUCGGCUGAUGAGUGACUUGCGCCCACCUCUGUACUCGAUCUUGAUCAUCUGCGCGCAGCACCAUAGUCGCGAAGCAACGGCGCAGCACAUUGAAAUGACGCUACCAAAGGACGUUCCUCAUCGGAUCACGGCCAUCGCCUCGGUCGAAGACGCGGAGCCCUUUCUCGGCGGCGAGGAUUCUAUCCGGUUCACUCACAUUGUUCUCAAUUUGGCUUCAGCUGAGGCCAUCAUCGAUGUCAUGGACCAAAUAACAAAGUCGCAGAAAAUCGAGGGAACCACCAUUGUGAUCCUCUGCGACUCUGUGCAACGACAAGCCCUUCAGAAACUGGCUGCCGACACGAAACACGAGCGUUUUCUGUCGGAAAAUCUCGUCACCUUUAUAUACAAGCCGGUCAAGCCGUCGAGAUUCGCAGUCAUUUUUGAUCCGGAAAAGGUGCGAGAUCUCAGCACCGACAGAAACCGAUCUACGGCGCAGCAAAUGGUGGAGAACCAAAAGGCCAGCUACCAAGAGAUUGAGAAGCGCAUGGGCAACAAGGGGUACAGAGUGCUGCUCGUGGAGGACAACCCCGUGAACCAGAAGGUGCUGAUCAAGUACUUGAAGAAGAUUGGAGUCGAGGUCGAGGUUGCUGUGGAUGGCGUCGAGUGUACAGAGAUUGUUUUGUCCAAGCCUCACAGCUACUAUUCCCUGAUUCUGUGCGACCUCCAUAUGCCACGAAAAGACGGCUACCAGGCGUGCCGUGAAGUACGAGAAUGGGAGAAGGCAUCGAGUUUGCCCAAGCUGCCGAUCAUCGCGCUGUCGGCCAAUGUCAUGUCUGAUGUGCAGGAAAAGUGUGUUGCGGCGGGUUUCAGCGAUUAUGUGACAAAACCCGUCGACUUCAUCGAUCUAAGCAGAGCCAUGGCCAAGUUUUUUUGA
Metarhizium album ARSEF 1941 is the source of this 6285-nucleotide messenger RNA. RefSeq names its product ATPase-like, ATP-binding domain protein. The coding region runs from base 1 to 6285 and encodes 2094 amino acids. The record is from RefSeq and is a predicted model, not a curated record. Lineage: Eukaryota; Fungi; Ascomycota; Sordariomycetes; Hypocreales; Clavicipitaceae. Gene Ontology annotation, biological process: phosphorylation; phosphorelay signal transduction system. The transcript has 2 exons. Gene Ontology annotation, molecular function: phosphorelay sensor kinase activity; protein binding.